AUUCUUAUGGAUGAAUGUGCUUUGUGUCUUUCUUAUCCUCAAUUCCCAGAAAAAAAAAAAGUUUCAUUCUCGAAACAGUGAGGAAACAAGAACAGAACACAAACACAGAAAUGUUACAAAACCCAAAAAUUCUGCAAUCCUCUCUUAAAUUCCAUCCUUCAGAGUUCCAAAAUAUACCAAAUUCCCAAUCUUUUCCAAUCAGCAAAUUAUCUCGCAGACAACUCACAAUCUUCAGCAACUCAUCAUUGAUUCUUUUGUUAAGCUCGCAGACUCUAGAACCACUAAACCUGUCAAGAUCACGUGAUGAAGAAAAUUUAGCAGACACCACUAAAAAUGAUCAACAAGAAGCCCAGACAAGUAAUAAUAGUACAGAUUGUUCCAACAAAAGCAUAACGAAGCGAGCAUUUCUCGAUAUAUCCAUCGAUGGGGAACCUGCAGGCCGCAUUAUCAUUGGGCUAUAUGGAGAGGAUGCAGAAGCUGGAGCUGCUAGAUUUGCUAAUCUUGUAAGUGGAGCUGCUGGUAUUAGCUAUAGAAGAAAAGAGUUCGUUAAAAUUAUGCCAAAUUAUGUGCAACAUGGUGGUGUUAGAUCGUAUGGUGUAGACGCAGAGCUAGCGAAAAGAACAGGAAGUGACUUAGAAGCUCAAACUCAAACUCUCACGGAUGAAUGGGAAAGACAGAAUGAGAUGUGUUCCUCCAGCGUUAAGAAUUCAGUUGGAAGUGUUAGUAUUGUUGUUAGAGAUCCCUCAAAACCGCCUCCAAAGUUGAAGUUGAUUGCAAGGAAAGGGAAGCUUGAGAUUGAUCAAGAAGAAGUCGGUACUGAUCCGAAUGGUACAGAGUUUGCUAUUGCCAUUAGGGAUUCACCAGAGCUUGAUGCCUCAAAUCUUGUGAUCGGAAAAGUACUGGAAGGAAUGGCAGUUGCAGAGAGAAUCCAACAAGUGAAGACAGUGCAAGAGAAUACCAGUUCUCCUUACUUCAGAGUCGCCAAGCUCAUAGGAGACAAGAGAGCAGUUGUUGCAGAAAGAGGCUUCAACAGGCCAUAUUCAAAGGUGAUCAUCACAAAUUGUGGCUUGAUGGAAUAAAGCAAAAUGCUUGAUGAAACUCUUUCUUGAUUUUUUUUUCUUUUUUUUUUUCAUAAUGGAAAGAGUACAAUUUCAACAGACAAAAUAAAUUCCUAUUGCUAUUCCUGCCAAAAUCUCAAUAGUUUUCAAAAAAUGCAAGCUGUCUCAGAAGCAAUAGUUCUUAUCAUAA
Messenger RNA from Jatropha curcas, 1248 nucleotides. RefSeq names its product Cyclophilin-like peptidyl-prolyl cis-trans isomerase family protein. Gene Ontology annotation, biological process: protein peptidyl-prolyl isomerization. The record is from RefSeq and is a predicted model, not a curated record. Gene Ontology annotation, molecular function: peptidyl-prolyl cis-trans isomerase activity. Lineage: Eukaryota; Viridiplantae; Streptophyta; Magnoliopsida; Malpighiales; Euphorbiaceae. Gene Ontology annotation, cellular component: chloroplast.